ACGGACUGAGGGGGAAGCGGUAUUCCCCUUACUGUGGGACUCCUGGCACAGAUGUGACAUUCGGAUAAUUGUUGGAAAUUGAAUAAAAAGCGGAAUUAAGCGUCACUCCAUUUGAUCCUGUAAACCUAAGCGCCUUAUUACAUUAAAUGUUUGUUUUUCAGUUUUUGUAACUGCAUGUUCAAAUGGACUGGGUUGGCACAGUUCAAAGUUCCGAGUGAGCGAACAAAUCUUUUCGGCUUCCCCAAUGAACACGCGCUUGGAGACGGGUGAGAAGCCAAUAAUGAGAUCAUUUCUGUGAUGAGGACUGAAAUAUGCUGUGAAGAGAAUAACGGUCCACUUCGGAACAAUGUGAGAAGAUACGCUUCUUGGAUUCUCGUGUUUCUGGAUAUUUUGAAAAUUAUCGGCAACAGCUGAAAGACGUUGUUCAUGUGGGGUCGUGCUCAGGUGUCUUACCUCCGUAUGAAAAGGGACCAGCAUGGGACUCACGUCACUUUAGCGCCUUGAACUCAUUAAAAAGUGCUUCAAUGUCGAACUUUUUAGACAGCUCUGCCAACGUUCUUGAAGAAAUCCGUCUAUCAACGUAUAGGAUGUUACACCGCCUAUUACGUUAUUUGAAGUCAAUCAUGAACUUUGCUGUCAGUUUGAUGCAAGUGUGCUUUGUGACGCUUCUGUAUUUCUCAGCUGUCAAGAGUGCCUACAUACCGAAGGAGGGCGAAAGGAACACGCAUGACGUGGUUCCCUUUAUGGACGUGUAUAAUAAGAGCCGCUGCCAGCCGCGGGAAGUUCUGGUGGACGUUUUGACAGAGUACCCCGAUGAGCUGGAGAACAUCUUUAUCCCGUCGUGCGUGGUGCUGAUGCGCUGUGCUGGAUGCUGUAAUGAUGAGAUGCUGGAAUGCACGCCCACUGUUACACACAACGUCACCAUGGAGGUGAAAAGAUUAAAACUGUUCCGGCAAGAAAGAAACAUUUUUAUGAGUUUCACAGAACACAGCGAUUGUCUGUGCAGGCCAAAGAGAGAAGUCACAGGGAAGCGGGACAAAAAACGGCGGAAAGGAAAGGGCAAAGGCCAAAAGAGAAAGCGAAAGAAAAGCUCCAACAAAGCAUUUCACUGUGAGCCAUGUUGUAACCUGUGUCCUGAGAGAAGGAGAAAGUGGUUUGUGCAGGAUCCAGAUACCUGCCAGUGCUCCUGCAAAUACUCAGAGGAGGACUGCAGAUCCAAACAGCUUGAACUCAAUGAAAGGACAUGCAGAUGUGAUAAACCCAGACGAUGAGCAGAAAGCACCCAGUGUGAAAAUGGACAUUAAAAUGGAUUCUGACAUGAAGGAUCAGUUUCUAAUAAUCCACAGCACUUUGAACUCUGAGCUCAUUUUCCACUAUGGUAGCAUUCCCCUGGAUGUACUGAGAAAAUAGAGAGAGAAAACAAAUAAUCACAUUAUAUUUUCAUAAAGAAAAAUAUAUGUAUAUAUUAUAAUGGAUGUAUGUAUUAAUCCAGCUGAAAAAGACUGAGGAAAGAAUUGCUGCUAAAGAGACUACAGACAUGACCGUGUGUGAAUGCUUUCCCUGUGUGAAUGCUUUUGUGUUGGAUAUGGGUUUGUUGGCGAUUUUUUUUAAGUGCAUUCGUCGCCUUCCUGAGGUGCGUCAGAGGCGCGUCAGAAGUGCUCGAAGAGUCGUGGAAACAGGCUGAGGAGUCUCUCGCUGAUGUGCCGUCCUGUCGCCGUGGAAACACGGCGUGUGUUGCUGUGGUAGCACCUGUGCAAACACCUAGCCCCAAGAGGACUUUCAAAUGCAUAUUUUCCUUAAAGGGAUAUUAAAUAUGUGGUAUAUAUGGAAACACAAACACCCUGUAGAAGGAUUCCAUUUUCCCCUGAGGCAGAAUGAGAACUUUACAUUUAAUAUAACGGGUCUGUUCCUUUGAAGUUUUUGCUCAUAUUUUUGUCUGUCUUCUAAAAAUUGUGGAAUUUGAUUAAAUUAAAUUGUUCAUAUCAGUAAAAUGAAUUCUCCAUAUAUGCUACAUACUUAAUAUCUCUUUACUAUAGUACACACUACAUUCAGUAAUUUAUAAUGUUAGUGUUUUUAGUAUUCUGUUUUUAUUUAUAUACAGUGUUGUGUUCUGAUGCAUCUCUGGUGUGUUUGUCCCUGUCUGAACAAAUAAGCACUAGUAAUACAUUCCUUUCAUUCACCGUUUGCUAUGAAAUAGUACUUCCUCUACUUAGGUCUGCUUUCUGUGAUCUUCAUUCAUGCACACGUGCGCAUGCGCGUGCGUGUGUGUGUGUGUGUGUGUGUGUGUGUGUGAGUGAGAGAGAGACUUGUGUAGACUGUUGUGUGGCUCAGAUUUAUACAUGUAUUUUCCAUAAUAAAAGAAUAAAACAGAAGAGUAAAAUGUAGCCAAAUGGAAAGCCAGGCCAUCUAAACAUCUUCAUAACGCUCUUUUCCACAGUCUGAACUGACGGCCCCUGGUCCUCUUCCUCACUCUGACUUAUUUCUUCACAGCCUGUAAACAUGUUCAAUAUUAACAUCUUUGUGACUGUGUUAUGUAGUGAAGCAUAUU
Messenger RNA from Chanos chanos (milkfish), 2548 nucleotides. RefSeq names its product vascular endothelial growth factor Ab (gene vegfab). The transcript is spliced from 8 exons. Gene Ontology annotation, molecular function: chemoattractant activity; heparin binding; vascular endothelial growth factor receptor binding. Gene Ontology annotation, biological process: sprouting angiogenesis; positive regulation of protein phosphorylation; response to hypoxia. Gene Ontology annotation, cellular component: membrane. Bases 525 to 1271 code for a protein of 248 amino acids. The record is from RefSeq and is a predicted model, not a curated record. Lineage: Eukaryota; Metazoa; Chordata; Actinopteri; Gonorynchiformes; Chanidae.